Messenger RNA from Scleropages formosus (Asian bonytongue), 1395 nucleotides. RefSeq names its product 2-epi-5-epi-valiolone synthase (gene eevs). NCBI's taxonomy places the organism in Eukaryota, Metazoa, Chordata, Actinopteri, Osteoglossiformes, Osteoglossidae. The record is from RefSeq and is a predicted model, not a curated record. The coding region runs from base 1 to 1395 and encodes 464 amino acids. Gene Ontology annotation, molecular function: 3-dehydroquinate synthase activity. The transcript has 5 exons. Gene Ontology annotation, biological process: antibiotic biosynthetic process.
AUGUCCAUGAGCACGAGCUCCGCAGACUCCCUCCACAAGAAGAGGCUGAAGAAGAGCCGCACCGAGUUCCACCUGGUCCAGGUGAAGAGCACCUGGAAGCGCAGGACGGCCAAGAGCGUCGCUCAGAAGGAGCACAACAGACAGUCCGCAGCCAAAAUCUAUGAAAGUGCCACCGAGGAUGAAGUCUCCUGGACAGUGGUCAGUCCUAUUAUCUUCACCUACAAAGUGAUCCAGUCCCAGAACCUGCUCCACCCCAGCAACGACACACUACUGAGUGGUCACAUUAGGGACCCCCAGCAACUGGAGGCAUUCAGGAGCGGCGAGAAGCGCCUCAAACGCUUUGUGGUCAUCGACGAGACGGUCAACAACCUCUAUGGCUGCCAAGUGGCUGAUUACUUUGAGGCCAGAAAUGUACUGUAUAGGAUCCUCCCGCUGCCCACUACAGAGGAGAACAAGUCCAUGGAGAUGGUGAUGAUGAUCUUGGAAGAGGUCCACAAGUUUGGCAUCGACAGGCGUACGGAGCCCAUCAUUGCCAUUGGGGGUGGGGUGUGCCUGGACAUUGUUGGCCUAGCGGCUUCCCUCUACAGGAGGCGCACCCCUUAUAUCCGAGUCCCCACCACGCUGCUGUCCUACAUAGAUGCCAGUGUGGGCGCAAAGACUGGGGUCAACUUUGCCAACUGUAAAAAUAAGCUGGGCGGCUACAUUCCCCCUGUAGCUGCAUUUUUAGACAGAUCGUUCAUAGAAACCCUUCCUAGACGGCACAUCUCCAAUGGCCUAGCAGAAAUGCUAAAGAUGGCUCUGAUGAAACACAGAGGCCUGUUUGAGCUGAUGGAGACCCAGGGCAGGUUCCUGCUGGACUCUCGCUUCCAGUCCACCUACAAAUUGGAUGGCCACAAUGACGCUGCGUCGUUGUCCACCAGGGUUGCCAUAGAAACCAUGCUAGAAGAGCUGGCCCCGAACUUGUGGGAGGACGACCUGGACAGACUGGUGGACUUCGGUCACCUCAUCAGUCCAGAACUAGAAAUGAAGGUCCUGCCAGCGCUGCUGCACGGGGAAGCGGUGAACAUCGACAUGUCCUUCAUGGUUUAUGUCUCCCGGGAGCGGGGUCUCCUCACGGAGGACGAGAAGUUCCGCAUCAUCCGCUGCAUGCUGGAACUGGAGCUGCCCGUGUGGCACGAGGACUGCACGCUCGCCCUGGUGCGCAAUGCCCUCAGCGAGCGGCUGCAGCAUUCGGGCGGCCUGCUGAGGAUGCCCCUCCCCACAGGCAUGGGACGUGCAGAAAUCUUCAACGACACCAGCGACGAGACCCUGUACAAGGCGUUUGAGAAGUGGUGCGAUGAACUCAGCGGAGACCGCACGGAAAAUAGCCAGGCUGUGACACUGAACCUGUCUUAG